Momordica charantia (bitter melon) is the source of this 2774-nucleotide messenger RNA. Its product is annotated as monosaccharide-sensing protein 2. The record is from RefSeq and is a predicted model, not a curated record. Gene Ontology annotation, cellular component: membrane. NCBI's taxonomy places the organism in Eukaryota, Viridiplantae, Streptophyta, Magnoliopsida, Cucurbitales, Cucurbitaceae. Gene Ontology annotation, biological process: transmembrane transport. Gene Ontology annotation, molecular function: transmembrane transporter activity.
CAUGAAAUAUAGUUCAUUUUUCAGAAGAACUUGUCGAUUAAGAGAGAGAGAGAGAGAUUGAAGAAUCAGUUGCGUUAUUUUUGUUCAUUUGUUCAUAAUCAUCAUUCACAGAAACUACGUAAAAUGACAUCCAUUUCGAUCUCCUUCAAAUCCGAAUCUGCACCGUAUUUCGGGCUGUAUGCUCAUACUCACAGAUGGAGGAAAAUUGACCGCAGCGCCAUAUUUUUCGGCCAUGAAUUGCCAAUCACUAUUCCCUACUCUGUCACCUCCGAUCUCAUAUUCGCAACUUUUGUUUUUCGCAAUUUUCUUUUUUCCCUACAAUUCACCAAUCAGCGGCAAAAAAAAAUUCCCUUACGUUUUCAUCUAACAUCACUAACUAUCAUUGUUUUCGAAUCCGGCGUCCUUAGACAGGUUUUCGCUACCAUUAGCGUUCAUUUAAUACAUUAAUGCUUUAGCUGGCUCCCAGAGUUGCAGUAAUUCACCGCAUUGGUAAGGAUGAGGGGAGCUGUGCUCGUCGCAGUUGCUGCAGCAAUCGGGAAUUUGUUGCAGGGCUGGGAUAAUGCAACCAUUGCAGGAGCUGUUAUGUAUAUCAAGAAGGAAUUCAAAUUGGAAGGUGACCCUACAACCGAAGGGCUAAUCGUGGCCAUGUCCCUAAUUGGGGCUACAUUCAUUACCACAUUCUCAGGACCCUUAUCUGAUUCAGUUGGACGACGUCCUAUGAUGAUAGUCUCCUCGCUUCUUUAUUUCACCAGUGGUCUUGUUAUGUUGUGGGCGCCUGAUGUUCACGUCCUGCUAUUAGCCAGGCUAUUAGAUGGAUUUGGAGUUGGACUUGCUGUUACAUUGGUUCCUGUGUAUAUUUCCGAGACCGCCCCGGCUGAGAUUCGGGGGCUAUUAAACACCCUGCCUCAGUUCACUGGUUCUAUUGGAAUGUUUUUGUCAUACUGCAUGGUUUUUGGAAUGUCCCUGACGAAAUCACCUAGCUGGAGACUGAUGCUUGGAGUUCUUUUUAUGCCAUCUCUUGUUUAUCUUGCUUUAACCAUACUGUUUCUCCCUGAAUCUCCCCGCUGGCUUGUCAGCAAAGGCAGGAUGAAUGAAGCCAAGAAAGUUCUGCAGGAACUUCGGGGGAGGGAGGAUGUUGCAGGGGAGCUGGCUCUGCUGGUUGAGGGUCUUGGUUCAAGUGAAGAAACAUCAGUAGAAGAGUACAUGAUUGGCCCAGCAACUGACGAAUCGAGUACUGAAAAGGGUCAGAUCAAGUUAUACGGACCCGAGGGAGGCGGCGCAUCUUUGAUUGCCAAACCCGUCCGUGGACAAAGUUCAAUUGCCAUAGCGUCCCGCCAUGGAAGCAUUUUUAACCAGAGUGUUCCAUUGAUAGAUCCUGUGGUAACUCUCUUUGGCAGUAUCCACGAGAAGGUUCCUGGUGACUCGGGAAGUUUGCGCAGUAUGCUUCUUCCAAACUUUGGAAGCAUGUUCAAUAAUAUGGUGACCACCGAUCAGCAAGGGAAUGACAACUGGGAUGUGGAAAGCCAGAAGGAUGGUGAUGGCUAUGUAUCUGAUCCUGAAGCUGAAGCUGAGGAUAACGUGAAGAGCCCAUUGCUCUCACGUCAGACGUCGGACAAGGAUGUCGUCCCAAGGAGAGGCAGCACCAUCAUGAUCCGACCAAAUGCUGCUGGUGAGGCAGUUAAUACUACAGGAAUUGGUGGUGGCUGGCAACUGAUGUGGAAACGAACCGAGCGAGUUGAUGGAACCGGGAAAAAAGAAGAGGGAUAUCAAAGGAUAUACUUGCACCAAGAAGGCACAGAUGCACAUCAGCAUGGAUCUACUCUUUCUGUUUCUGGAGGAGGUGAAAUGCAGGGUGAUGGAGAAUAUAUUCAAGCAGCUGGUCUGGUCGGCCAGUCUGCUCUCCGGAUUGGCAGCCAUCCUAUUGGCCCAGAAGUUAUUCGUCCAUCUGAAAGUGCCACUAAAGGGCCUUCUUGGAGAGAGAUCUUAGAGCCAGGAGUCAAACGUGCAUUGUUUGUUGGUGUAGGACUUCAGAUUCUUCAGCAGUUUUCAGGUAUAAAUGGUGUACUUUACUACACGCCUCAGAUUCUAGAACAGGCAGGUGUUGCAGUGCUUCUGUCCAAUCUGGGCCUUGGUUCAGCCUCUGCAUCACUACUCAUUAGUGCUCUCACUACAUUAUUGAUGCUUCCUUCCAUAGGCGUUGCCAUGAGGCUUAUGGACGUAGCCGGUAGAAGGUCACUUCUGCUAUCUACCAUUCCUGUACUGAUAAUAUCACUGAUCGUACUCGUCGUCGGUAGUAUGAUCGACAUGGGUUCUGUCGCCAAUGCAGCAAUCUCGACCAUCAGUGUUGUAGCUUACUUCUGUUGCUUCGUCAUGGGCUUUGGUCCAAUCCCCAACAUCCUUUGCUCCGAGAUCUUCCCAACGCGAGUUCGAGGCCUCUGCAUUGCUAUAUGCGCCCUCACAUUCUGGAUCGGAGACAUCAUUGUCACGUAUUCACUUCCGGUUAUGCUCACUUCCAUUGGACUAGGUGGGGUGUUCGGUGCCUACGCCGUGAUAUGCAUCAUUUCCUGGAUCUUUGUCUUCCUCAAGGUUCCUGAGACCAAGGGCAUGCCCCUGGAGGUGAUCUCCGACUUCUUCGCCGUGGGUGCGAAACAAGCCGACCCUAUAACCACAGUAGAUAAUUGACUUGAAAUGAGGUUUUGGUUGUAUUAGAAUCCAUGUUUUGGCGGGAAUUUAAGACAUUUUUCCUUAAAUUUCAUAAUGAUAUUCCUUCAUCA